Molecule: messenger RNA, 2510 nt
Organism: Zophobas morio
Lineage: Eukaryota; Metazoa; Arthropoda; Insecta; Coleoptera; Tenebrionidae
Gene: nuf
Product: rab11 family-interacting protein 4
Exons: 13
Coding region: 16-1773 (585 amino acids)
Biological process (GO): regulation of cytokinesis; endocytic recycling
Cellular component (GO): endocytic vesicle; cleavage furrow; recycling endosome membrane
Molecular function (GO): calcium ion binding
Source: RefSeq, a predicted model, not a curated record
CAAUUAUGGCUAAAAAUGUUCAGUGAACAGACUAAAGUGUUAUCAAUGAAAGAGUUAAUGACAGUUUUUCGUUUAUGUGAACCAGACAGAAACGGCCGGAUUAAAAUAGAUUAUUUACAAGAACUUGCUGGCAGCUACGCACCCCAUUCGGAUAGUCUACAGGAAAUAAACAAUAUCCUCAAUGAACUGGAUCCUCACGGCUACGGUACUCUGUCAUUCAGAGAAUUUUGUUCAGGUGUACGUUCUCUACGACGCCGCCAGAAAAUUCAGGAAAGGAAAGACUCGCUGAAAAAGUAUAAAGGUAAAACUUUUUCUGCGCAAACUCUCCAACAUCACCGUCAAAUUCUUCCCACUGAUUCUUCAGUCCGUUUCCACAGAGCGGCAGAGAGCAUGAUGUCGCCCACCACGGCAGCCACAGACUCUACGAUGGGAAAUGGAAGCGCAGGCCCGGAACCCACUUUUCUGUUGAAUCCACCAGACAGUCCACGUCCUGCUGAGCAAAGCAAAAGUCAGUGUUCCUCUUUGUCAGACGGCGAAAACUACGAAUGGAAUGGGGAAGGUGUUGACAUCGACGCCGACUCAGGGAUUUCAAGCGACCGGAAUUUAGGUGACGGGAUUCGAACGCGAAGUCCAUCUUCAAGCAUAAAUCGACACGCAUGGUUACGGACGAGCUUGAGGAGGUCUUCACCAAGCCACCAGGAUAACUUGCCAAAUCGGAGAUGGGGUUCCUUCAGGCACAAUGGGAAGAGACAGCUCGGAUCGAAUGCCUUAGCGAGUCAAUUAUACCGCAGCUCCAGUUUCAAUUCGUCAGGAAGGAGCAGCACUUGCGACACUGCCGAUGACAUGUACUCUGAUGCUUCCUUAGAAGAAGACGUGCAUGAUUUACACCAUAAGUUCCAAGUUCUUCAACAGCAAGUGGGCGUUCUCCAAGAUUCCGCACACCAGAACGAUGAAAGAUACACGAGAGCCAAAUCCGACAACGCCGCCCUUCAGGCCAGGGUGAUAAUGCUAGAGGAGCAAUUAAGGGACACGGAAAUGAGAUACAACGAACGGAUACAGGACGAGCAAAGAAGAUCUAGAGAAUUAGUAAAUAGAGUGGAACGCGAAAAACAACUACAGUUAGAAAAUGCCAGCAUUCGUUUACACGGGGCGGAGACGGAGGCGUCGAAUCUGAAGGAAGAAGUCUCAAGACAGAGGAUGCGAAUAGAAAAACUUGAAUCUGAAAGGAAAGAACUGACUGACCAAAUCCAGGAACUGACCAAUGAAGUGAUACUUGCGAAGGAGCAAGCCACUAGCUUUAAGGAGAAAGAACGAAGACUGAACCAAGAACAUGAGGCACAAGUUCAACUAAUAGAAGAUCUAUCCAGAGAAAUAGAAAGGUUAAGGUCAGAAGCUCGGACUCCAGCGCUACCAACUACCUCACCGGAAACCAUUCGACUCGAAGAACUCCACGAAGAAAUGACGGCCUUACGAACGAAAAAUACUCAGUUGCAAGAAGCAAACGAUGAGUUGCAAGCUAGUCUACUCCACGCUGGACUGGAACAGGGCAGGAUGCUCACUGCUGGCGAAAACAGUCUUGCUGCAGAACUAGAAGCCAUGACACAUGACGAGCCUGUCAUUCCACAUGAUUGCGAUUCUGUAGCUAAGAUCCAACAAGCUCUGAAGGAACAGCAGGAAGUAAAUUUACAAUUGAGGUGCUAUAUCGACGGGAUUUUACUCAAUAUUGUGGAAAAUUAUCCACAGUUACUUGAGGUGAAACAUAGGUCUACAUAGUCGAUAAUAAAAAUUAGAUAAUUUGUAUUUUAAUGUUAAUCUCUGUAUAUAUAAUCUAUGAAAUGUGUUUAGUCUUAACUGUUGCGAAUAAUUACAUAAAUUUUAAUAACUAUAACUAAUGUAUAUAAAUGUUAUAAGUAGCUCAAUGGUCCGUCCAUUAUGUGAUUAGACACUGUGAUUGGUGGAUGAUGUUUUAGAAAUGCUACUUACAUUACUAUUGCAUUAUUUAAUUUUUAUAUUAAUUUAUUCAAGUGCCUCGCUCUAGAGUGUUAAUUUUUAUUGUUGAUCUUGUAACUUUUAACAACCAAACUCACUUAUGUCUAAGAUUUUAUAACGUUUUUGUAAGUUUGGCUCAAAAUAGAACUAGUUCAAUUUUGAACCAAAUAACUUGGCAAUUUAAGUAAUGCGAUGUUUAAUUCUGUUGGAAAUUAAAUAAUGAUAAUGAUAUUUUAUUUAUUGAAUGUUAAAUGUAUAUUUUUGUAAAAUUAAGUCAUUUAAAAGAAGCUACUUGUUCCCAGUAUUUUAUAGAUAUUUGUAUAUUUUAUAUAUAUUGUCAGUAGUAAACCGGCCUACAUUAAACUCUUAUCUGUGUACUUAAUGAAGAUUAUACACAGGUGCAGCCUAGAAGUGUCUAGGUUUGUUAUACAGUUAAAAAUAAAUUUAGAUUGGAAUAUUCUUAUGUAUAUAUUUUUUUAUAAAAGUACAAACCAAUACAUUAAAAUUUUAAAAACACUGAA